UUUUCUCUUUUCUCUCGGUGGCCCCCUUAGCUCUCUGCGAGAGACCACGUUGUUUCUCAUAUUUGCCACUUACUUGUGUAAGAACCAGUUGAGACGGUUCUCAAUCGGCAACUCGUAAGUCGACUUAUCAACAUGAUAUCUUCGUUUCCAAAUAUCACGAUGAACAAUGAGAUGCUUUAUAUGGUGCCACAUACUCUUAUUGGAGGAUUAUUUAUGCUCUCCGUUUUUCCUAAAAUCUCUGAUCCACUCAAGCUCAAAUUUCAAAUUUCGGCACACGCGGUACUAGCAAUUCUUUUUGCAUUUGCUGCUCAGCAAUUUUUGAAACCAACGAUAAACGGGAGUUUCACGAAUAUUCAUGGAUUUAUUCAAGCCUUUUGUUCAUCACUCCAUGUUGGAGCUGGAUAUUUCUUAUGGAAAACGCAAAAACUUGGGAAACCAGAACGAUCGGUUAUAUUUUCUCGGCUAAUUUCCUCAUUCAUUUGUCUCAUCUUCCGUUUGUUUGCCUACAUGCACAUUAUAGGAAAAUCUGCUAAAGGAUUGGAGCUUUCAAAUCAGUACCUCUACUGUGUGGCAUUCACCGAUGGUCUCUGGUUCUUGUCAGAAGUUAUCCGAAUGUAUUACACGACAAAAACAAACCAGGACGAGAUCGAGGCAAUGGUCAAACGAACAACUUUAUGGGUCGAGGGAAAAUGCACGUUCUACAUUGAAAAUGCAUUCUAUUUGGACGCCGGAUUGACUCUUUCUUACGCAAUUAUUCACAUUGCCUUUCCACAACAUGUGCUCAGUCUAAUCCUGAAACCGGAAAACAAACUUGAUUCUCAUCAUUAUUUAUGGUGUCGUUUGUUUGGUGCAUUGAAUUUGAUGCCAGCAGUAACAUCGAUGUGUGCAAGAUUCUACUCGCCAGAAAUGCAAACGAGCUACAUAGCAAGUCGACUUCUGUCUCAAUGCACAGUGUUUUUGCUGAACAUAUACGGUCACUGGAUUCUGACAGUGUACUCUGCAAAUCAUAUCACAGCUUUUAUGCUAAGCGGAUUCUUCACCUCAUUCCUCUUCUCAGCGUUCCACAGAAUCCAUAAAAUCUAUUUUGGAACCGAAUCAGAGGAAGAAGUAUAUGAGGAAGCAAAUGAUAAGAAGGAUGACUGAGAAAGUCACUUGGACGUCAUUUAAGUUCUACAACAACAGAAAUUUAAAAAAAAAACUCACAAAAUUAAUCAUCUCCUUGUUACUGUCUCCACUUUUGUUUCUUACGAUAAAUAUAAUUCUCAUUUUUCCUACUCUAUCAACUUGUUAAUCCAAUUUUCUACUCCCCCAAUGCCUCAAUUGUGUCACUUUUUCUUUUACUGCAAAUGUAUCGGCUGCUUGUAAAAUUUUGUUUACUAAUCAAAUUAUUUAAUUUUUUUAAAAAAUAUUCUAUAAUAUUAUUCAGAAUUAAACAUUUAUAAUAAUUGGAAAAUCGACUCGUUUUUUUGCACGUUUUUUGCACAUUUUUUUGCACAUUUUUUUUUCAAAAAUGAUGGAAAAUGGCUAGAAAAGCUAGGAAGGCUAGCAAGGUGUUGUGUACCGAAGGCGGAACAAGUAGAGAAGACGAGUCGCUCUAACUUUAUAAAUUAAUCUGUCACUCUAACUUUUAAAAUUAAUCUGUCGUUCUAACUUGUUAAAUUAAUAUGUCGUUCUAACUUUAUAAAUUAAUCUGUCACUCUAAAUUUUUAAAUU
Caenorhabditis elegans is the source of this 1713-nucleotide messenger RNA. RefSeq lists its product as uncharacterized. Bases 133 to 1143 code for a protein of 336 amino acids. The record is from RefSeq and is marked reviewed. NCBI's taxonomy places the organism in Eukaryota, Metazoa, Nematoda, Chromadorea, Rhabditida, Rhabditidae. The transcript has 7 exons.